UGAUACAAAUGAGGUAGACAUCCCUCCAAACACCCGUGUAGGAACAAAACGCUAUAUGCCUCCUGAGGUGCUGGAUGAAAGCCUGAAUAGAAAUCACUUUCAGUCGUACAUCAUGGCUGAUAUGUACAGUUUUGGACUCAUCCUUUGGGAGAUAGCAAGGAGAUGUGUUUCAGGAGGAAUAGUUGAGGAAUACCAGCUUCCGUACCACGACCUUGUGCCCAGCGACCCCUCGUAUGAGGACAUGCGGGAGAUCGUGUGCAUCAAGCGACUACGCCCUUCGUUUCCCAACAGAUGGAGCAGUGAUGAGUGCCUACGGCAGAUGGGGAAGCUGAUGAUGGAGUGCUGGGCUCACAACCCCGCCUCCCGCCUCACGGCCCUGCGGGUCAAGAAGACACUUGCCAAAAUGUCAGAGUCGCAGGACAUUAAACUCUGACUCGGCCAGAGGCAGCUCUUCUCAUGAAGGCCCACGGAAAAGGACUUUCUCGUGCGGGCAGAAGUCCCGAAGAGGCAUUGAAAGUCUUCGCUAACAAGUACCGCGAAUGCAGUCAUGUUUAAGGUCAGCUGUAAGUUUGUUUGACAGCUUUUGACGAGGUAAUCCCUCACCGAAUCAGCUGAAUUUUGACAUACAAGUUUGGAAGAGGUUUGUCUGCCCUUGUUUACACGGGGAAAUACAGUUUUAGUAACUGGUUUAAGAUUAUGCAUGUUGCUUUCCAUGAAAGCCACUUAUUAUUUUAUUAUUAUUAUUGUUAUUAUUAUUAUUUUGAUUGUUUAAAAAGAUACUGCUUUAAAUUUUAUGAAAAUAAAACUUUUGGUUAGAAGUAAAAAAGAUGUAUAUUGUUACA
Messenger RNA from Mesitornis unicolor (brown roatelo), 842 nucleotides. Its product is annotated as bone morphogenetic protein receptor type-1B-like. The record is from RefSeq and is a predicted model, not a curated record. NCBI's taxonomy places the organism in Eukaryota, Metazoa, Chordata, Aves, Mesitornithiformes, Mesitornithidae. The transcript is spliced from 3 exons. Bases 56 to 433 code for a protein of 125 amino acids. Gene Ontology annotation, cellular component: plasma membrane; signaling receptor complex. Gene Ontology annotation, molecular function: ATP binding; SMAD binding; transforming growth factor beta receptor activity, type I. Gene Ontology annotation, biological process: BMP signaling pathway; cellular response to growth factor stimulus; protein phosphorylation.